Messenger RNA from Odocoileus virginianus texanus, 1408 nucleotides. The record is from RefSeq and is a predicted model, not a curated record. Lineage: Eukaryota; Metazoa; Chordata; Mammalia; Artiodactyla; Cervidae.
CAGUUGGGGAGAGGCGAGAAUCCCAGGUCCUGCUCGAGGCAAGGAGCUCCAGGAACCAGGAGGCGAAAGCAGAGGACUGGUGCUCGUGUCCUAAGGGCAGAGAGCAGAGUCCAGGCAAUACCAGGAGUCAAGGCAUCCCGCUCGUGGUCGAGAUGAGUGAGCUGAGCAAGCCCGAGGAAGACCACCUUCAGGACCCAGGGGAGGCCCAGGGCCCGGAGGAGGCGCAGCUCUUGGGGGCUGAGGUGGGGGAUGCUGCAUCCGCCUCGGCUUCUUCCCCCAAAGUGUCCUCCUUAGCCACUGGGGAGUCCUUGUCCCAGGAAGCUCUGAAGCAGAUGAUAACUACGCUGAUGAAGUUCCUGCUCUUCAAGUAUCGAGCCAAGCAGCUGACCUCCCAGGCGGAAAUCCUGAAGAAGGUCCUCUGGGAUAACCAGGAGUACUUCCCUGUGGUCUUCAGCCAAGCCUCGAAGAACCUGCAGCUGGUCUGUGGCAUGGAGGUGAAGGAGGUGGACCCCAGGGAGCACACCUACACCAUGGUCCCCAUCCUGGGCCUCACCUGUGAUGAGAUGCCGAGCAGUGGGCAGCGCAUGCCCAAAGCUGGCCUCCUGGCAGUGGUCCUCAGCCUGAUCAUGUGGGGUGGAGACCGUGCCCCUGAGGAGAAGGUCUGGGGAGCACUCAGCAAAUUGGGUAUGUCACGGGGGAGCGUGCACUGUGUCUUUGGGGAGCCCAGGACCCUUCUGACCCAUGUGUGGGUGCAGCAGGGGUACCUGGAGUACCAGCAGGUGCCUUACAGCCGCCCUGCUUGCUAUGAGUUCCUGUGGGGUCCCCGGGCCUAUGCGGAGACCAACAAGCGGGAAGUCUUGGCGUUUCUGCUCAGGUCCAAACAAAGGACUUGGAGGGCCUUCCCACGGCAGUCUGCAGAGGCUUUGAGGGAGGAGGCUGAGGAGGCCUGAGCCAGAGCUGCAGCCAGGCUGAUCCUUCCUUCUGUGAUUGAAGAGGGAGCGGUCAGCCUUCUCAGAAGUGAUGGCCCGAGCCAGUUGGGGAAACUGGUGUAUAGCAUCUUUGGGUUCCUGUUCUCUACGGUGACAUGGAGAAUCAUCACUGUUUUCCUUAGAAAAUUUUCAAACUUUCAUGGUUUCCACAGAAGGCUAAAUAAACUUCAGUGUGUUAGCUUUGUGAAUGAUGUUGAUCAGUGUGUUUGUACUUACUCAGUUCAAGAACAAGAGUUUUGCUGUUUGUAAAAGAGAUUGGAAACUCUUCCAUUGUGUUUUGUGGUCCUGAACUGGAUGCAGUGGAAUUGGAAUUAGAACUGUUCUGGAAAAGUGAGCUUACUUAGCAGUAAUAUUGAUGGGGGAAGAAUUAGCUGAUAAAAGUAAUCGUAGUGAAUUCAUGUUUCUGUCCUUCUUGUGUG